AAAAUAUGCUGCCGAUUGAUUGCUGUGUGUGUGAAGAAGUACUGAAUAUUUGAAGCGUCGGAUAACCAAUAUGGGGGAACCAAUCGCGCUCUGGCUAAAGGAGAUGCCGAUCGAAAUCACGCCCUUGCUCCGGCUGAAAGUAGAUGUCGACCAAUCGCGACCUGUUGAGAGGAGGAAAAUCGACGACCAAAUGGGCUGGCGAGAGAACGAAACUUCACGAGAUGAAAGAGAGAGAGAGAGCGACUGGAGACUGGAGAGAACGGCCGAAGCCAGCCUUCACGAGAAUGGGAGACAAAAGGGGGUUUUCUCCGAUCGAAAACUCAAAUGGAUUGUACGGAGAAUGACCCAGCCCAUCAUCCUAUUUGGGUCUUUAAACAACGGUUUAGUGACUUGGGAUGGGCCUGAUGUUUUGUUUGGGUCGCCGAACAUCAAAAUUCAUCGGACCCAUUCCCAAAUCCCAAGGCAAAGCAAGGCGAGCAGGAGUUGUACGAACUUGAAGACUCGCUCCCGCUCCGCUUUUCCAUGGGCUAAUUCUGUCAACAAUUGCCCAAGCAAGUCUCCACGUUCUUCCAUUCUCUAUCCCUUUGUUCUCCCCUCUCCCCUCUCGCUCCUCCAUCCAAUCACUUAUACCGAGAUCGAGGCUUUUCGGUUCUCAACUCAGAAUUGUUUGACCCUGGCGCCACAUACCAACCGCCCAUCCACUCUCUACACUUUCACUUCAUCUCGGCUCUGCAACCCAAAGCUUUCAAAGAAGACGGGGUCCCGAUUUCAGUGAGGAAUGUUUGUGAGAGUGACCUAGAGAAAGGAGUUUGGAUUUUGCACAACUUUAAAAGGAAAAGGUUGGAAUAGGAAAUGGGCCGAAAAAUGGAAUGGGCAGGGCUGGCAAAUCACAUGGGAGGGAUUCCGAGAAAGCUAGUGUUCAUGGCAGUAGGUGCAUUUUCUAAGAUUGUAGCCAAUCGUCUCAACUCCACCUCGGUCCACAAUGCCAACACCCUCUUUCAUCUUGUCCAAUCCCGACCAUCUGGGGUGCCAUUGCUCACUGUUAGCAAUCACAUGUCCACGUUGGAUGAUCCAGUUAUGUGGGGAUUCAAAGGUUUUCCCAUAUUCAAUGCAAAAUUGGCCCGAUGGGUGCUUGCAGCUGAGGACAUUUGCUUCAAGAAUACGGUGCUGUCCUAUUUCUUCCGACUUGAAUAUUGUGCAGGGAAAUGCAUACCUAUAACAAGGGGUGGUGGAAUUUAUCAAGAACACAUGAACGAAGCUCUUGAGCGCUUAAGUGAUGGAGCAUGGUUGCAUACAUUUCCAGAGGGAAAGGUGUCUCAAGAAGAUGCACCAAUAAGAAGAUUAAAAUGGGGAACUGCUAGUCUCAUUGUUCGCGCCCCUGUAACCCCAAUAGUUUUGCCAAUUUUCCAUAAUGGCUUUGAAAAGGUCAUGCCGGAGACAUAUUUUCGUGGUAGGCGGCCUCCUUUUCCGCUAUGUAAUAAGAAAAUUAACAUAAUUGUUGGUGAGCCCUUGGAAUUUGACCUUGCCAGAAUGAGGCAGACAGCUAUUUCGACAUCUCGUAAUUUGUCACUUCCUACUAGAGGAUGGCCGAGCAUUUCCCCCAACAAAAUGGAUGAGUUAGCGCAGAGAUGUCUCUAUGCUACAAUUUCUGAGCAAAUCCGAACUGCCAUGGAGAACCUAAGGAUCUUCUCUAAAAGUUUUCAAGCCAAAGGUGUGAAAUCUAUACAUUUUUAAGAAGUAAAAUAUCUGGCCCGUGCAUUUCUAUAAUGAAGCAGGACAGGUAGUUGGAAAAUCGCAUCUUGACCAUUUCGAAAUGUUCAUGAUAGUCAACAUUCUUUUGUUUCGUUUGAGGCCUCAUUCAUUUUUAAAUUAAUAUUUAGUCACGUGAUUAAUUUAUUUUAGAAUUCCUUGUAUAAGAAUGCAGAGUACUUGGGCUUUCUUGUUUUGCAUUACGGAAAUGCAUUUGAUUCGUGAGACUCGAAUUUUGGUGUUAGUCAAUGACUCAUUAUAUGUAAAAGACAACUUUGUGUUCACAACAAGGAAUACAUUUGUUCUUCUAAUUUGAAGAAUAUGAAACUGGCUUCGCUAGUUUGCAUUCUUGUUGAAUGGAUGGAACUUUGUUUAA
Molecule: messenger RNA, 2125 nt
Organism: Carya illinoinensis
Lineage: Eukaryota; Viridiplantae; Streptophyta; Magnoliopsida; Fagales; Juglandaceae
Product: N-acylphosphatidylethanolamine synthase
Exons: 8
Coding region: 853-1734 (293 amino acids)
Biological process (GO): phospholipid metabolic process
Source: RefSeq, a predicted model, not a curated record